CCUAGGAUAGGUGAUUUCAAAGAAGCACAAUACACUUCUCACCCAGCAAGCAUCUCACUGACUCUGUCUUCACAAAACACCCGAUUUCUGCUAUUCCAUCGGAUUUGUUGACCGGUUUUCUGUGAGACAAUCCGCUUGUUGUGAUCACUUCUCUGGACCCAAACUUCCCUUCUUUUCUGAGACGUAAUGGAGCAAGGAAAUAUUGAUUCCCCAGCUGACGUCACCAGUAAACACAUGGCUGUGGUGAUACAUGCCAGCCUUGCUUGCUUGAACAAGAAAAGGAAGCUUAGAGCUGAACAACUGGGCAUGCCUCUGCCAAAGCACAUGUGUGCUGAUCAAAUCUUUGUUACGAGACAUAGCUCAUUAGUUAGCAACCAAGACAAUGAAUUUGAAACCGAGUCUGGAAAAGGGAGCAAUGGUUUUAUUGAUUGUGUCAUGUCUGGUGAAGCUAAAGUCGAUCUUGAAUUCCUGAAAGCAUACCCUUCGUCGUCUAACUGCCCUUCCGCUUCGUCUGCUAACUUGGGUAGCAGUUGGUCCAAGGAUGCGUUGUACUCUUUGGAGAGCAGAUCAAUGACAAAAUCAGAUUCACAUAGAACAGAACGAACGCAUGUCAGUAAAGAAUGUGAUUUUGUGGAUCAGAAUUUUGGAUGGCCUCAUUCUUUGAAUUACGAGGACCAUCUAUUGGACUUUGAAAGCCAUGUAGAGUGCAGUUGCUCUGAAUGUGGAAAUGAGAACAUUGAAACGUGUACAGAUAAGGAACUUGAAGAUAUGUUAUACUCAAACGGUAUCACCCCCGACAAUUUUGUUCUCUCAUCAGGGAGAUGGGAAGUUGGCCAAGACACUCAAGAAGGUGCAAAAAAACUAACAAUUGACAAAGAGUUUGAGCAGUACUUUGGCAUGCUUAUGUUGUGAUGAUGAAAAUCAAAUAAUGUGCGAAUAUAUAUUAAUAUGUUGUGCAACAACAAUCGCAAACUGAAAUUUGUACAUCAUAUCGCCACUGCACUUCUUUGCCUGAUCCAUGUAUGUAUAUGCUCUUCUUCUGUUUC
Ipomoea triloba (trilobed morning glory) is the source of this 1046-nucleotide messenger RNA. RefSeq lists its product as uncharacterized. The transcript is spliced from 3 exons. The coding region runs from base 187 to 912 and encodes 241 amino acids. Gene Ontology annotation, biological process: response to red or far red light. The record is from RefSeq and is a predicted model, not a curated record. Lineage: Eukaryota; Viridiplantae; Streptophyta; Magnoliopsida; Solanales; Convolvulaceae.